Molecule: messenger RNA, 2185 nt
Organism: Pecten maximus
Lineage: Eukaryota; Metazoa; Mollusca; Bivalvia; Pectinida; Pectinidae
Product: medium-chain acyl-CoA ligase ACSF2, mitochondrial-like
Exons: 1
Coding region: 47-1480 (477 amino acids)
Source: RefSeq, a predicted model, not a curated record
UAAGAAAGGCGACAUAGUGGCCAUCGUGGGUCCGAACACCCUCGAGAUGGUUGUAGGAAUGUUAGGAAUCCUUACAGCUGGGGCUGUUGUCUUGAAUUGCACCAUUAACAUGAAAACAGCCCUAGAUGUGAAGAAUCUGUUUCAGCUCACCGACGCCAAGUGUAUUUUAGUGGACCCUGGAAAGAACAACUCUCUUCUGGAUCCUGUGAAGGCAAUGCUUGAUAAUUGCAAUGUGCAAAAGGAUGACAGGAAAGAAGAUGGUCUGAUUAAGGUGAUCUUUCUCCGCAAAACUGACGUCGAGGGUUUCACGAUGACGGACACCCUCCACACAAUACUAUCACAGGAUAUGAAAAAGGUUGACCUUCCAAUUACUUAUCCAGACGAUCCCGCUAUAAUAUCCACAACUUCCGGAAGCACAGGAUUUCCAAAAACGGUUCUCCAUUCCAAUUUCAAUGUUUCGAGUUACCCCUUCUCUUGGACCCCUACUUCGGUGGAUUAUGAAAUCAUAAUGUACAACGACCGUCCGUUCAGUUGGGGUGGAGGAUCUCCCAUCCAAAAUAUUCUCAGGAGCAUGACAAGGGUUUUUAUGGAUGUAGCGAUAACCAUGGGCGGAAAUAAUGCAGAUUUUCUUUGGCAAGUGGUGAAGGAAGAACGAUGUACGGAUGCUCUUUUCUUCACAUACAUAAUGCAGGACCUCCUCGGGUUACCACCGGCUGUCACAGAAGAUGGGUUCAGACUCCAACAUGUAGCUACUGGGGGACAAAUAAUUGAUAACUUCUAUACACAAAUCACAAACCGAUUCUGUCACUCACUCAUAGUUGUGUACGGAACGACAGAAUGCAUCCCUGUCGCCUGGAACGGACCCGUGACGCAAGGCGAGAAUCUACCAGCUGGAGACGUGGGACGACCAUAUUAUGGUGUGGAAAUACAGGUAGUCGACGCUCAAGAAACGACUGUGCCCUUGGAAACCGUGGGUAAGGUCCAGGUCCGCUCACCGUACUUGAUGAAAUGUUACUUUGGCAACGAAAAGUUGACAAAGGAUGUAUUCACUGACGACAGGUGGUUCAGAACAGGCGAUGUCGGUAAAAUUUCAAAGAAAGGUCACCUCAUUAUCCUUGGAAGGGAAACUGACGCCAUAUCUAGAGGAACACGCAAAGUUUACCCAGCUUUGUUGGAGCAUCUGAUUGGAGUGGAGGUGGAGUCGGUUAAGGAUGUUUGCAUCGUAGCUGUCCCGGACAAGAGACUUUACGAGGAGAUAUGUGUAUGCUUUACAUCCUCAGGAAAAGUCACAGGAGAUGAUGUACAACAGUUUUGUCAGCAGACCCUUUUCAAAGAAAGCACCGUCGACAGCCUUGGAGAAAUGCCAACUUAUUUCUUGCUGUUUGAAGAAUUCCCCAAAUUAGGAAACGGAAAAAGAAACAAAAUAGCUGUUGCAACGGAAGCUACUCUGAGGUUAGGUUUAACUGAAGUGCGUGAAUAGGUCAUGGUAUGAACAGAUCAGUAUAUCGAUUUUUCAAAUUUUUACUCUAGUUUUAACUUUUAAACAUUUUAACAAGAAUUGAUGUAAGCGGUUUAGAAAAUAAUUAUUUUGUUCAAACAUAUACAUAUUGCAGCAAUCUAAGCUAUAUGGCGUUAUAAAGUGUUUAGUUGUACAAUGUAUACCAGUAUUAAAUGCGGCUAAACGAACGCGACACCGAAGCUAGUGUAGUGAGGAUUGAGAGAUUGUAUCAGCCCAUAUUUGAUUAACACGUUCCUACAUACGGUUUAUUCUUACAAGCGCAUUUAUGCAGACUUUGCUAUUUAGGGAAAUCAGCGUAUCCUGACGCUGGUUGGUGGCUCGACGGAGCGGAGAAGGCUUUAUUUUAUAGUGAUAUAUCGGAUUAUAUGAGUAUAAACCAUGUCAAGAUAUGCAUCGGGGCCAACACUGUAUGCAAAGCGUAUACUUACUUCACUCGAUAGAUAUAAAUGACUUUACAAGCGAAAUCCAGUUAAAAAUCAUCACGUUCUUGUAUCCUCCAAGUUUUGCAAAAACAUUGAUAUAUUAAUAAAGUAGCAGGGAAUUAAUAUGUGUCCAUCACAGCCAGUUUCGAUAUGAUGGCAUAAUAUCUAGGAUGUUUGCUGUACUAUGAAAUAAAUACAGAAAUAGAUAUGUAACAAUACUCAUAAUUAAAAUUAGUUGACUGUG